Molecule: messenger RNA, 1287 nt
Organism: Pochonia chlamydosporia 170
Lineage: Eukaryota; Fungi; Ascomycota; Sordariomycetes; Hypocreales; Clavicipitaceae
Exons: 5
Coding region: 1-1287 (428 amino acids)
Source: RefSeq, a predicted model, not a curated record
AUGCGUCUCACUAGGUGGCUAGUAGCAGUGCUACCAUUUGGAUGUUACGGGAGCCAAAUCGUCAACAGAGACGCCUUCGAAUCCCCAUCAUCAGUUUUACAAAGGCUACCACCUUGUUCUGCUACUUGUUUAACAUCAGCUGUUUUGAACUCGACUUGCUCUCCUAUCGAUGCAGCCUGCAUAUGUGCCAGCGAGGAAAUACAAGCGUCUAGUGCUAAAUGCAUUCAAGCAGCUUGCUCUCUCAAAGAUGCACUUUCAACCAAAAACACUACAUUGGCUGCAUGCCAUGCGCCCGUCAGAGACAAGACCGCCAUAUACAGCACACUCUCCAUAACGUUGGGCACGACAACAACUGUCAUGGUCCUUGCUCGCAUCAUCUUCAAACAGUUCUUUAGCGCGGCGCAGUCGUUAGCACUCGACGAUAAAGUCAUACUGGGCACAGUGGCGGUACGAAUAGUCGGAACCGUACUUAACGUCGAGGGUCUCUCAGCUCAUGGACUCGGCAAGGAUGUCUGGACAAUCUCUCCGGAAACACUCACGACAUUCGUCAUGUACUUUUACAUUAUGGAAAUCCUCUAUUUCGCAGAGGUGUGCCUCAUCAAACUGAGCCUGACACUUUUCUAUCUUAACAUCUUUCCUGGCAAAGGAAUUCGUCGCCUUCUCUGGGGAACUGCCAUUUUUAAUGUCAUCUACGGCGUGGCUUUUGUUCUCACUGCAAUCUUCCAAUGCACCCCGAUUAGUUAUUACUGGACGCAAUACUUUGGAACAACGCCUGGUCACUGCGUCAAUAUUAACGCAUUCGGUUGGGUUAACGCUGCAAUCAGCAUUGCCGUUGAUGUGUGGAUGAUUGCUCUACCCUUGAAUCAGAUUCGAAAGCUCAAGCUGCAUUGGAACAAGAAAAUAGGUGUAACCAUCAUGUUUUUGAUCGGCACAUUUGUGACGAUUGUCUCCGUGCUGAGACUGCAAUCGCUCAUCUAUUUCGGAAACUCAACGAACCCAACGUGGUAUCUAUGGCCAGUGGCAUACUGGUCCACUAUUGAAGUUAACGUUGGAAUGAUGUGCACUUGCCUUCCUGCCAUGCGCUUGAUCUUGUUGCGCUUGUUCCCACAGUAUCUUGGCUCUGGGACGACAAAGCAGAGCGCUUCUUACGGUGGCUAUGUUAGAAGUCAGAGCAGGGUUCCUACAAAGGUGUCUGAAUAUAAGCAUAAUGACCAGAAUUCGGAGGUGGAAUUGACCGGGAAUCCGACAUUGACGCGCACAAACUCGGAAUCCAAGUUUUCAGUCUAG